CUGAAGGUAUGUUACAUGACGGUCUUGCAUUAUCAGUUCACGUACGGCAUCGAUGUUUUGGCCUUCUCGUAUGGUUUGGCCAUAACCCAAGUGUACGACUCCGGUUCCAUUUUCUCACCUGAGAUCUUGGACAUCAAACCCGAAGAUUUGCGUGCGAAAUUCCAAGCUGGUGUUGCCAAUUUGGCCGCCGUAUCGUUAUCGAUUGGUUACCCAACUAUUGUUUCGGCACCACACAGUGUUGCCAAUGGUUUCAAGAAUCUGUUGGCUAUUGCUGCUGCCACCGAAGUGGACUUCAAGGAAGCUGCUACCAUCAAGGAGUUCAUCAAGGACCCCAGCAAGUUUGUUGCUGCUGCUGCUGCCUCUGCUCCAGCUGCUGGUGCUGGCGCUGCUGCCGAAAAGAAGGAAGAAGCCAAAAAGGAGGAGUCGGAGUCCGAGGAAAACGACGACAUGGGUUUCGGUCUCUUCGACUAAACAACUCAACUCACGUACGGC
Molecule: messenger RNA, 492 nt
Organism: Bactrocera dorsalis (oriental fruit fly)
Lineage: Eukaryota; Metazoa; Arthropoda; Insecta; Diptera; Tephritidae
Product: 60S acidic ribosomal protein P0-like
Exons: 1
Coding region: 16-471 (151 amino acids)
Biological process (GO): cytoplasmic translation; ribosomal large subunit assembly
Cellular component (GO): cytosolic large ribosomal subunit
Molecular function (GO): large ribosomal subunit rRNA binding; structural constituent of ribosome
Source: RefSeq, a predicted model, not a curated record